UCAGCAGCAAACAAAGCCUGAAUGUCCUGUAGACUACUGCGACUCCAAGUUAGUUAUAGUGUUGCAGGAACACAAUCUUAUGGCUGCCCAGAAGAUCAACGAGGCGCACGACUACAUAGCGAAGGCUGAGAAAUAUUUAAAGACCAGUUUUAUGAAGUGGAAACCUGACUAUGACAGCGCUGCGUCAGAAUACUCCAAAGCGGCCGUUGCCUUCAAGAACGCCAAAAUGUUGGAGGAGGCCAAGGAGGCGUACCUGCAGGAGGCAGAGGCCCACACCAACAACAACACUCUUUUCCACGCUGCCAAAGCCUUGGAGCAAGCUGGCAUGAUGCUGAAGGACAUGCAGCGGCUACCUGAGGCUGUCCAGUACAUCGAGCGUGCCAGUGUCAUGUAUGUGGAGAAUGGCACACCUGACACAGCAGCACUGGCUCUGGAUCGAGCUGGGAAGUUGAUAGAGCCCCAGGACCUGGACAAGGCUGUGGACCUCUAUCAGAAAGCUGCUUCUGUGUUUGAGAAUGAGGACCGCCUGCGCCAGGCAGUGGAGAUGCUGGGGAAGGCAUCACGACUGCUGGUCCGACAGCAAAAGUUGGAUGAAGCAGCAGUCUCUAUCCAGAAAGAGAAGAGCAUGUACAGAGAGAUAGAGAACUACCCCACCUGCUUCAAGAAAACCAUUGCCCAAGUGCUAGUUCAUCUCCACAGGAAUGACUUUGUAGCAGCAGACAAGUGUGUGAGAGAGAGCUACAGCCUGCCAGGGUUUAGUGGGAGUGAGGACUGCAUAGCGUUGGAGCAGCUGCUGCAGGGAUAUGACCAGCAGGACGAGGACCAGGUCAACAGGGUCUGCACCUCCCCCCUCUUCAAGUACAUGGACAAUGACUACGCCAAGCUGUCUCUCAGCCUGCGGGUUCCAGGAGGGGGGAAGAAGACCAAUGCUGGGAGGUCAGAGGUCACGGCCGUGCAGACUGGGUCUGGGGAAGAGGAGGAUGAGUAUGCUGGCGGGCUAUGUUAGCCCCUCCCACAGGACAAAACACUUCCUGCUUCCUUUCUGGGGCUGGGUGGCUUCGUGAUGUGAGGACAUUUGAGCAUGUCUAGAGGGUUAUAAUCUCACCAGCUGUAUCUCGGGUUACGCAGCACCAGAAUCACGGUGCCAUGAGCAUGGCAGUGUUUGACAAUAAAGUAACCCGGUGGCCUGUCAUCUUUUAGUGAAUCAACAUGGUCUGCCGCUGCCUUGCAUACAUGUAAAUGUACAGUUAUCUGUAUCUGAAAUGUAAUCAUGUUUCCGAUUUCUAAUGAUGCUGUGUAAAUUCAUUUUUUUUUGCCUUAAUGAAUCUGUGUUCUGUUAAGUCUGACUGAUUGUGUAACAUAAGCAGGAAUAUGAAGGGUGGUUGCCUGUCUCUGCUGCCUUGUCUAGUGUUUUCUUUUUCCUAUUCUAUAUUCUUUCUGCAUGUUGACUUUUAAGGGAGCAUGUAGUCUGUGAGAAGGGGGGAAGGGAGGGGGUAUGGAGGGUCUAUAUUACCUGGAGGGGGGGGGUCAGGGCAUGCCUACUGAACUGUGUCGAUGUGUCUGUGUCUCUUCAGUAAACCCAAAUGGAUGAAGUA
Osmerus eperlanus (European smelt) is the source of this 1595-nucleotide messenger RNA. Its product is annotated as gamma-soluble NSF attachment protein-like. Gene Ontology annotation, biological process: intracellular protein transport. Lineage: Eukaryota; Metazoa; Chordata; Actinopteri; Osmeriformes; Osmeridae. The transcript has 12 exons. Gene Ontology annotation, cellular component: vacuolar membrane; SNARE complex. The coding region runs from base 80 to 1006 and encodes 308 amino acids. The record is from RefSeq and is a predicted model, not a curated record. Gene Ontology annotation, molecular function: soluble NSF attachment protein activity; syntaxin binding.